This is a messenger RNA of Annulohypoxylon truncatum, 2433 nucleotides long. RefSeq names its product FCH-domain-containing protein. Gene Ontology annotation, molecular function: protein binding. Gene Ontology annotation, biological process: regulation of actin filament polymerization. NCBI's taxonomy places the organism in Eukaryota, Fungi, Ascomycota, Sordariomycetes, Xylariales, Hypoxylaceae. The transcript has 3 exons. The record is from RefSeq and is a predicted model, not a curated record. The coding region runs from base 85 to 2301 and encodes 738 amino acids.
CUAACUCAUCCUACAUACCAAAGACUUCCCAUAGAUCCGUCACUUUUGUGCCCAUAUGCUUAAGGUCGUUACCAGUCCUUUGUAAUGGCUGAGGUGGACGUGGCACCGACCUUUGGUGCUGAGUUAAAGGAUGGCUUUAAACCCGCCAGCGCCUGGGUGGGUAACGGGAUUGCCUGGCUUGACGAUAUCCAAAAUUUCUACCGAGAACGGGCUGUUAUCGAGAAGGAACACAGCGCGAGGCUCAAUGCCUUAGCUAAGAAGUAUUUUGAGAAGAAAAACAAAAAGACGACUAGUUUGAGUGUUGGCGACACGCCUGCUAUGACCCCCGGUUCUCUCGAGAAUGCUUCUCUAACUAUAUGGACUACUCAUCUUACAACCCUCGAAUCGCUAGCAACCGAGCACGAGAACUAUGCGAACGAACUUGUACAAAAGGUUGCCGACCCGAUGAAGCAAUAUGCUGCCAAGUUCGAAGAGCUGCGCAAACGUCAUGUCGAAUAUGCCGCCAAACUAGAGGCCGAAAGAGAUUCCUCCUACGCUGAUCUUCGUAAAACUAAGACCAAAUACGAUGCCGUAUGUCAAGAGGUGGAGAGUAAGCGAAAGAAGACGGAGUCCUCUUUUGACAAAGCGAAGGCCCAGAGUCACUACCAACAGCAGCUGCAGGACAUGAACAAUGUCAAGAACACCUACUUGAUAGCUAUCAACGUGACCAAUAAGCAGAAAGAAAAGUAUUAUCACGAAUACGUCCCUGAAGUGCUAGACAGCUUGCAAGACCUCUCGGAAUUCAAGACUAUGAAAUUGAAUGCCUUAUGGUCUACCGCGGCGAGCCUGGAGAUCACAAUGCUGCAGCAGAGUAAUGUCUUGGUCGACCACUUAGCUCAGGAGGUCACGCGAAAUCAGCCGCAUUUAGAUUCUAUGAUGUAUAUCCGCCAUAAUAUGGGUACUUGGCAAGAACCAACUGAUAAGAUGUUCGAGCCCAGUCCUGUGUGGCACGACGACGACCUCAUGGUCACCGACGAGGUGGCCAAAGUUUUCUUACGCAAUGUGCUUAACAAAUCGAAGAGCCAGUUAGGGGAACUCCGGCGGGAAGUUGACAAGAAGAGGAGGGAAAUCGAGGGUAUUAAACGUGUUAAGCAAAGGAUACGUGAAGGAACAGAGAAUAAGGACGAAGUACAGGUCGUGUCACAGAUUUUCUCCAUGCAAGAAGAUUUGCAUCAAGUCGACCGAAAACGUCUUACAGCUGAGGUCGAGACAUCAACCAUUACAUCAGCUGUGGGAGAUGUCACUCUUGGAGCUAAGAAUCAUAAUUUCAAAUCGCAGACGUUCAAGAUACCGACCAAUUGCGACCUGUGUGGAGAAAGAAUAUGGGGUUUAUCGGCAAAGGGCUUCGAUUGUAGGGAUUGCGGCUACACGUGCCACAGUAAAUGCGAAAUGAAGGUCCCUGCGGAAUGUCCCGGUGAGCUGUCCAAGGACGAGCGCAAGAAAUACAAGGCAGAACGGCAAGCGGCAGCAGGAGCUCUACUGAAACCUCCAUCCGGACCGCCUGAGCACGUCGCGGAACUACCAACUUUGAGUCGGUCAAAUACUAUGAAUUCUUUGAGCUCUGGGUAUGCGGCUAGUGCGAAUAGGUCAAUAAGCGGCUCGGUAGCAAGCCCGCGCUCCCCUGCGGAAGAUACACCACCUGAACCUGGUCCUCGGCCUCCUGUAAAAAAGAGUCGCCUUGUCGCUCCACCACCCACCGCCUAUAUCAGUGAGCUGCCCGGUAGCUCGGUCUCGCCCUCAGCUCCGGCCCCAGCCGCUAAGGCUGCCGAGCAUAAGGGUAAGAUGCUUUACACAUUUGAAGCGAGUGGCGGUGACGAGGUCUCUGUGCCCGAAGGGCGGGAAGUAAUUAUUCUCGAGCCUGACGACGGGUCAGGAUGGGUGAAGGUCCGUGCCGGUUAUAAAGAAGGGAUAGUACCAGCGAGUUACCUGGAAAUCUUCCCCAACCCCAUCGUUCCUCAAGAUACGGGCUCUUCGUUAAAUAACCGUCCCGCGUCUACUUAUUCAAAUUCGGGAUCAUCAGUGGGCACAGCUGGUCCUACCGUCAAAAAGAAAGGCCCGGCAGUCGCGCCGCGUCGCGGUGCUAAGAAGUUGAAAUAUGUUAUUGCCAUGUACGACUACACAGCACAGAGCGAUGCCGAGCAUAGUAUGACCGAAGGUGAACGAUUUGUGUUGAUUAAGGAUGAUCCGGGAGAUGGAUGGGCCGAAGUAGAAAAAGGGGGUGCGACAAAGAGUGUGCCUGCAAGUUACGUACGGAGCGCAUAAUCUUACAGCGAAAAAACCAGUUACCUACCUACUUACGUUUGACUACCGGCUUUAGCAUCAGUUGGAGACUCAUGGAUCAUGAAGUAUAUGGAUAUGAAAUGGCAUUGGAUAGACGGCGACAUACUUACGUAC